CUCCCGCCACAGCCGAAGGCAAGGUGUGGGAUGUUUUGCGUGUUUUGCGUACCGAGCGUUUUGUCUCUCGCUCAAACAAAUCAAGAGAGGUCUCUGAAAGGUUUAUUCUACUUCAUGCUUGAUGUCCAUUUCUGGAAAGAAAACCUAACUUAGUUGGGCUGGAUCUACAUUCUCAUUCCAGAAUUAUCUAUGAAACAUGAUGCAGCACCCGAAGGACAAAAAACGGACUAGAUGGGAUAAUUGUCCAGACCAGCCAAGGGCUUGGCCCAACCAGCCACCUCCACAACCUCUGAGUUGGGGACAGGGGCCAGGGCCCUGGUGUUAUCCUCCCCCUCCCCCUCCUCAUGUCCUUCCUACUCUCCAUCCUCAUCAUCCCCUCCCUCCUCCACCUCCUCAUCACUCUCACCCUCCUCCACUUCCUCACCACUCUCACCCUCCUCCACUUCCUCACCACUCUCACCCUCCUCCGCCUCCUCAUCACUCUCACCCUCCUCCACCUCAUCAUCACAUCCACCCUCCUCCACCUCCUCGCCCCCAUCAUUAUUAUUCCGAGUUGGAUCAAUUUUCUGCUGCUUAUCAUAGUGACAGGUAUGAUAGGCAAAAUCCUUUUCAAAAUCCGUAUCAAACUCCAUUUUGGCCUAGUUAUGGAAAUACUGGACAUCAACAUGUCCAUGACCAGAAUGGUCACAUCAAUCUCCGGAGUGAUGGACUACCAGGAAAUAUUAGGGAAAAUUGCAGAACUUCUGUAAAUUUUAAUGGCGAAGAAAGUGAUAACUGGAACCCUGGAGUGAGUUUGGACCCACUAGUUUGUCCAGAUGUUCAGAGUUCAGCAACUGGGACUGUCAAGGAUGCAGGAACCUCUCACACUGGAGGAAAAACUCAGAAGAAUCUAACUCAAAAGAAGGCCGUUGAUAAGAAUGCAAGUCCAAAGGAAGCCCAUUCUCAAAAUAAAAAAAAUAAAAAAGAGAAGAAAGUGAGCUCUCAUAUAUCACCAUCCAAAACAUUGUGCCCUAGUGGUAGAGUGAAAUCUAAGUCGGGCAAUACACUUCAAAAGUCACCCCUGAGACAACGUUGUCAAAGGGGAAGUGGUGUGCAACAAAAUGGCUGUGAUAACUCUGAAAGAUUGCCAUUGUCUGUUAGAAGGAGCCCACACAAUAGCAAUGGUCCAUCAAGCAGAGCCUCUUUGCCAGGUGGGAGAGGUGGUCAGAAUGUCAGUGGUGUUUCAGGCAAAGGGGCUCAAAAUGGGGUUGGUUAUUUUGUCAGAUCCCCGAUACCAGGUGGUAGAGGUGGUCUGAAUGGCAGACCUCCACUGCCUUUUGGAAGAGGAGUCCGUAGUCCAUUCGGCAGAACUGGUGGAAAUCAAUGGAAUGGCACAGGUGGAUCUCGAGUUUAUGAUGAUUAUGAUGAUGAAGAUAAUGAGAGUGAUGAAAUUCACCAGUGGCUGGUGAGCAGUAAGGGCAAUGAAUCUUUAUCUGGGAAAGACAAUGAUUCUGUAAACAAAGAUCCACUGCCUGGGAGUGAAGAAGCAAGGAAUAAUGCAAUAAAAGAAGCUGCUGACCGACUUAAACAAGCUUUAAAAACCAAGAAGAAUGUGAAUCUUAAUAAGCUUCUUUCUUCUGGUGAAGAGUCUAAGAACGACAAUCAAGCUCAAAAAACACUGAAAACAUUUCCCAAGAAUUUAGCUCAGCUUGAACUGGAUGCAAGUGACAUGAGAGCCAUUGGUAGAGCGAACACUGAGAAGACCAACUGUCAUGCAGAAGAUGAUUCAGAUGAUGACAUAAUUGAAGUUCAGCGACCCCCCUCACCUGUGCACCAGGUCAUUGACCUUGAGCCAACCAAUUCAUUUCAUAAUUGCAGUAGUUCUUCUGACAAUAAUAAUAGUGAUGAUAAUGCGAGUGAUGAUGAUAGUGAUGAUGUCCCCUUAGGAAAGAAACUUGGGCAUGUACAAAAUCUAUGUCUUGAUGAAGAUGACCCACUUAGUUCAAAAUUAGACAUUACUUCGAACCCAGACCUUGAUGGCGAUGAUGUACCAUUAAGUACAAGACUUGCACAUGUUCAACAUCAUAUGUGCAUUAAUAGAAAUCUUCAACCUGACAAUAAGAACAGGAAAGAGGAUCAUCUCCCCUUACCAUCAUCAAUGGAAGAAUCUGAAAGGCCCACAAAUUCAUGUAAUGUAAAUCAAUGUGAAGUCAGUCAACAUGAAUCGUCAGUCUCACAAAAGAAUAGUUCUCAAAUAAUGGUGCCCAACAUUGGCAGUGCACACAAUAUUUUGAAUGUUGAAAGUCAUGAUGAAAGGAGCAUGCAUAGUCCUGAAAGCGGUCAUGUACUAUGGAAGGCUUUUUCACCAAGAGACAGAGCAUGCUCUCCCAACAAGGGAAGACCAUCUCUUUCGCCAGCACCUAAUUUAGACCAGAGAAGAAGACGAUCAUCAUCGUCAUCGUCAUCCUUGUGCGAGUCUACUACCACUCAAGGGGUACACAGAGGCUUAUCAAACUCACCUGAGCAACCUUCAAAGCCUGACAACGUGGAGCCCUUAUGUCCUCUUUCUCCGUUUAAAAGGAUUUAUGAUUCCAAACAAAGAAAAAUAAUUAGUGACCUUCAGAAAAUCAAUCAGAGCAAGCUCAAGGAUCUCAUAAAUAACCCAAGGUCUGGUAAAUUUGAUUUUGCUAUGAAACAAUUAAUGAAAGAGCAUCGUAGUGUUCUUUCUAAACUGUCUCGAGAAGUUGCUGAGAGGAGGAUCCCGGCAGAAUAUCUCAACCCAAAAUCAACAGAGUUGCCACCGGACGAUAGCACCCUAUUAGCAGAUUUUGCCAUAGACUGGUCAAGCCUACCAGGAGAGCUGAUAUCCACCCUUGGGGACCUGUUUUCUGAUUUCAACUCAGAAACUACCCUGAAUAUCGGCGAAUCACAGUGUAAUACUUUAAGUGAGCCAUCUGAUUCGCCAGAUAUUGAGCUCCUGUCCGCAGAUAGAAGAAGUUGUCAAGGCCAAAAAGAUGAUCAGGUAGAAAAAGAGAAAGAUGGUUUGGUACUGGCACCAGCAAUCAGUAAAGAUGCUUCAAGUUUUGUAAAAAUCAGGGUCUGUCAGUUUGCUCGUGAAGAGCUAUGUUCACCCUCAGAAAAUUAUAGACUGGAAAAUAAUAUUGAACAUCCUAGUCCUUGCCCUCUGCCAGCACCUGUUAAUACAGAAACUGAUCUCCUAGUUGGAGAAAAACAAGUGCAAAGGGGCAACAGUGACUGGAGCUGGCCAAAUGAGAGCAGAAUUGAAUGCAGGACCCAGGAGGCAAAUUCAAAUCAAACUAAUUACCCAAAUCCUACUUGCAUAGCCCCCAGAUCUUCAGAGGACUUUGAUGGACCAACAAGCGAACCAUUAAUUAUGGAUAAAGAGACAGAGCCUCUGCAGUCAGUUGAUACUGUUUCUGCCAACCGCAGCUUGACAAGUGCUGUCGGUGCUGUCAAAACAAUGAAAAAUAAAAUCAAACCUGGAAAGGUAAAAAAGAAAAAAAAGAAGAAAAUGGCUAACCGACAUAAGCGUCUCCAAAAAAAGAAAUUUGUCCGUCUUGAAGAAAGAAGUUGGUUUGUUGAAUCAACUUGUUCUAAAAAGUCCAAUUCAUCCUGUGAGUCUAAAUCUAAAAAAAUCACUCCUAGUAAUCCCUCUUCACAAAAUGAUAAUGGAACAUUUCCUCAAUGCAAUGGAUCUUUUCAAAUAUCUGAGACAGUUUCAUCUGAAAAUAUUGUUGAAGAGAGCAGAAGAGGACUUAGGUCGUCUAUGAGCAAUGAAAGCCAGAGGAACCUACCUAAUGACAACCCAUCUUGUUCUAUAGAGUCAAGUAAUAUACCAGCCGUUCAGCAACAAUCUAUGUCAAUGCUACCUGUUCUCAUGAUGACUGUUCCUGCAAAUGAGACUUUAAGUGAAGUUUGCAACUUAUCUGUUCCUGAGAUGCAGAAGAGAAUUGAAGAAAUAGACAGGAUGUUGCAAGAUUUGGUUCAAGAGAGGUGUGGCCUUUCCCAAUCUUUAAGAGCUGCUCUGGCAGCAGACCCUCUUCAAAACACAUCAGUAAUACAUUCUGCUCCACAGUCUUCAGGACAAGAUGCUGUUGCACUGGUAGAAGUCAAUGAAAUUGGUGUUGUUUCUAAUCAUUCUGCUAUUGGAGAUUCUGGGGAAACCUCAAAACGAAAGUGUCCUUAUGAUAAUCAGAAAACUUCGAAGCGGGUCUGUCAUGAUGACUCUGAGAGUGUGCAAAGCAUUGUCAAUUCUGACUUAAAUGUUCAAGGUUCUGUUAGUAAUGAAAAUUGUCUUGAAAGUCCUGGCAGUGAGGAGCUUGUUCAAGUGCAGUCAAAGAAUUCACCAAAAGAGCACCAAAAUCCUCCAUGUAAAGGUUUAGUCACUUCACAGUCUAGUGAUGUACAAUUAGAGGUUGAGCUUGAUCACUUCCUCAAUCAUCCUCCUUUCAAAAUCCAUCCUUUAAAUGAGGUUAAAGGUCUUAUACAUUGUAUUAAGACUUGUGACACUAGUAUCUAUGCCUCUUCGGAAAAUGGUCUAGUGUAUUGGAUUAUUGAUGCUGAGCCACAAUACCUUCAAGGACAUUUUGGUGAAAAAAACGAUAGAUGUGUUAAAACCAUUGAAAUAAUAGAAUCACGUUUAUAUGCUGCAAGUUUCUCUGGCCAAUUGAGCAUCUAUGAUAUUCCGGAUCUUGUGCCAAACUGCUAUCUUUAUCCAAAACCCAAACAUAGCUGCACUCUUGGGGUAUCUUUAAGUAGCUCUGUGUUUGAUUGGGACAGAGUUUACUGUGGAUCAACUGAAGGAUCUGUGAUUCCCUUUAACACAAAGAGUUUUCUGGUUGAAGAGAAAUUGUUUGAUGGUGGACAUCCCGUUUUGUCAAUGACCACCAAAACUGAUUGUGAAAGAAGGUUUUUAAUUGUCGCCUAUCGCCGUCAUCCUACAGAAAUACGUGAUGCUGAAUCAGGAGUGCUGCUUCGGUCUUUUGGUGGUAGUGAGUGGACUGUGUACACUGUUAUCUGCCAUCGCAACUUGGUGUACUGUGGUGCAAACAAAAAUAAGAUCUUGGUGUUUUGGUUUGAGAGUGGUAAGAAAUGUACUGAACUAGUUGCAGGCCUUGGGAUAAUUAAUAUGAAAUUGUACAACGAUUAUCUUGUGUGUGGUUGCCAUGAUGGUGAAAUUUAUGUCUUCAAUUUAAGGCUUCAUGUAUUGAUUUCUUCACUGAGAGGCCCUGGAGGUAUAAUUUAUUGUAUCAAUUUCAAUCGUCAAAAGAUGCUGUGCAGUACAGUGAUUAAGUCAAUGUCCUGCAUUACUGCCACUCAUCAAAACACACUGGUUAUGCAUUCUGCUGCACAGUCUUCACGGCAAGGUUGUGCUGCACUGAUUAAAGCCAAUGACAUUGGUGUUGUUCCUAAUCAUUCUACUAUUGAUGAUUUUGGAGAAACCUCAAAACGAAAGUGUUCUUCUAAUGAUAAUAACAAAACUAUGAAGAGAGUGUGUCAUGAUGUCUCUGAGAGUGGGCAAAAUAGUGCCAGUUCCAGCUUAAAUGUUCAAGAUUCUGGUAGUAUUGUAGAUUGUCUUGAAAAUCAUGCUAGUGUGCAGCCAGCUCAAGUAAAGGCAAAAAGUUCAUCCGAAGAGGGACAAAAUCCUUUAAGUAAAAGUUUAGUCACUUCACAGUCUAGUGAUGUACAAUUUGAGGUUGAGCUUGAUCACUUCCUCAAUCAUCCUCCUUUCAAAAUCCAUCCUUUAAAUGAGGUCAAAGGUCUUAUAAAUUGUAUUAAGACUUGUGACACUAGUAUCUAUGCCUCUUCGGAAAAUGGUCUAGUGUAUUGGAUUAUUGAUGCUGAGCCACAAUACCUUCAAGGACAUUUUGGUGAAAAGAACGAUAGAUGUGUUAAAACCAUUGAAAUAAUAGAAUCACGUUUAUAUACUGCAAGUGACUCCGGCCAAUUGAGCAUCUAUGAUAUUCCGGAUCUUGUACCAAACUGCUAUCUUAAUCCAAAACCCAAACAUAGCUGCACUCUUGGGGUAACUUUAACUACUACUGUGUUUGAUUGGGACAGAGUUUACUGUGGAUCACGGGAAGGAUCUGUGAUUCCCUUUAACACAAAAAGUUUUCUGGUUGAAGAGAAAUUGUUUGAUAGUGGACAUCACAUUUUGUCAAUGACUACUAAAACUGAUUGUGAAAGAAGGUUUUUAAUUGUCGCCCAUCGCCGUCAUCCUACAGAAAUACGUGAUGCUGAAUCAGGAGUGCUGCUUCGGUCUUUUGGUGGUAGUGAGUGGACUGUGUACACUGUUAUCUGCCAUCGCAACUUAGUGUACUGUGGUGCAAACAAAAAUAAGAUCUUGGUGUUUUGGUUUGAGAGUGGUAAGAAAUGUACUGAACUAGUUGCAGGCCUUGGGAUAAUUAAUAUGAAGUUGUACAACGAUUAUCUUGUGUGUGGUUGCCAUGAUGGUGAAAUUUAUGUCUUCAAUUUAAGGCUUCAUGUAUUGAUUUCUUCACUGAGAGGCCCUGGAGGUAUAAUUUAUUGUAUCAAUUUCAAUCGUCAAAAGAUGCUGUGCAGUACAGUGAAUAAGUCAAUGUCCUGCAUUACUGCCACCUAUCCACUGGAGAAACCUAACACACUGAGAAAAGAACAAGAUGAAGUUCUUGCAGUUUCUGAUCAGAAAAAGGAUAAAGCUUCUGAAAUUUCAAAAAAGGAAGGUGGCCAAGUUGGUGUUGUUCUCAAAGACCUUAAUCUUGGAAGUUAUGCUUGUCGUAAUGAUCUUGCGGGGAAUAUUCUUGCUAUAAAGAUUGCUGGUGAUUCCGAUGUAUUUGCUGCUUCUUCAAACGGCCUUGUUUAUUGGUUUAGAGGAAGGACUUGGAAGGAACAAGUGCAUUCAACCUUUGGCAAAAUCAAACCCAAUGGUUCACUUGGUGCUGUUACCUGUCUUGAGGUAGUGAAGUCUUCUUUGUACACAGGAACUGAAGAUGGCAUACUCAGCAUUUAUUCCAUUCCGUUAAAGCCAGAAGGUACAAAAAUUGUGGAGCCAAUCUUAACUUACAACAUUUCAAAUGGAAUUCAGUGCAUGGAGUCUUGUUGGAACUUCCUCUACAUUGGGACCAAAGUUGGAUCUGUUAUUCCAUUUAAUUUAGAUGCUAAAGAGGUUGGGGAACCCUUAUCAUCAGGUGACUACCCUAUCCUAUGUAUAAAAACUCACAAGGAAGGACCAAGGCGUGUGCUUAUUGUUGCAUCUCGUCAGCAAACUAUUGCUAUUCGGGAUGCAUUGUCUGGUCUCCUCCUGCGUUCUUUUGGAAUUAGUUCUCCAGAAUUAACUGUUUACAGUAUUCUUUGCCACAACAAUUUGGUAUACUGUGGAUCAAAUACAAAUAAUAUUUUGGUGUAUGAUUUCCAGAGCGGAGAAUUGAAAUUCAAACUUCAUGCUGGACAAGGUAUUACUGCCAUGAAAGUUUAUAAUGAUCACCUUUUCUGUGGCUGCUAUGAUGGGAAGAUCUAUGUGUUUAAUUUAAAGACGCAUAACCAAGUGUGCUCAGUAAAUGGUCCUGGCAACAUGAUUCUUGCUCUUGACUUCAUGGGAAAAAGCAUGUUGUGCAGCAGUAAAAGUUGUCUUCUCACUAAAUAUAAGCAUCCAUUAUACACAUACUUCAGAGACUGCAUCAACAUGAUAAAAUGAAAGCAUCACUUUGGAUAGGAAGAUAGAAGACUGCUAAGGAAAGCACCCAACAAGAAAAGAAACAAAAUUGUUGUCUCAAUUUGUGUUCUCUCAAUUAUUUAAAAACAUAGACUGUGAUAUCAAAUGUUACUUUCUUAAUUAUUAACUAAGCAGUGUUUCUCAAGUGUGCUCUUAUCUUUAAGUUUUGUCAAUUUAAAUGAGACUGCAAGAAAGGGGUAGGUAAUUUUAUUUGUAUUUCAAUUAAUGCAUUAUUUUAUGAAUGUGCAUCCUCUAGUUAGCGAAUGCAACUUACUGUAGCAAGAUAUCAUCAUAAAAUAGAUUGUUUGCCCUCUCUUUGUGAUUACCAGUGUCAUAAUUUAGAGAAUGUCAUGCCAUUCUUCAAAACUUUAUAUGUUCUAUUAAAUAAAUAAGUUCUUCAUGUUUCUAUA
Messenger RNA from Thrips palmi, 8100 nucleotides. RefSeq lists its product as uncharacterized. The record is from RefSeq and is a predicted model, not a curated record. Lineage: Eukaryota; Metazoa; Arthropoda; Insecta; Thysanoptera; Thripidae. The transcript is spliced from 25 exons. Gene Ontology annotation, molecular function: protein binding; RNA binding. The coding region runs from base 197 to 7672 and encodes 2491 amino acids.